Molecule: messenger RNA, 1948 nt
Organism: Phyllotreta striolata
Lineage: Eukaryota; Metazoa; Arthropoda; Insecta; Coleoptera; Chrysomelidae
Source: the annotation of a GenBank genome assembly
UACUACAUUGAAAAAACUAUUAAUAAAACAGAAGAAUAAGUGACAAUUAACAAUGUCAAAAUUGUCAGUUGAAAGGCUAAUGGCAGACGAGAUGUUUUGCAAAGCCUUUCUUCAACGUGCGAGUGUAAAAAUAAAACCACAACAACCGCACUAACGUCGAGUGAACCAAAAGAUAGACUCGUUUAACCGAAAUAAUAGACUACGAAUUCCUCAUUCUACGUAAAUCAUUUCAAUCGGCUUUAACAAAAACAGUGAUAAUGACGUCUGUCAGAUCAGGUGAAAACGAAUGUGAUUUAUGACAUGUGUACGACUUCAAACAAUGUGUAAUUUAAUAAACCCUUAAAUACCGUGUACAUUGUUACUGCAACAGUGCGAGUUAUGGGCGCCAAACCGAGCACCGCGAACGGAACCCAGAGCCCUCGAACGAGAGCCUUUUCAACAAGUAGCAGCAGCGAAGUGGUUGCUGCUCCCGGUUUUCGCUUCAUGCGAGCCCUAGGUAGCGAAUUGUCUAAUGACAGGCAACGAGCGCGAUCCUUAUCCAGCGUGCCGGAUCUACACGCUAGUCAUGAAACUCUAUCGAUGCCUACGACGGGUGCCAGUUUCGAUGUAUCGACCGGUGCCAGUCCGGAAACCGACAGCAGUUCGGCCGAAGAGGCCAGCAGUGUCUUAGGCUCGGCGGCUGCUAAUAUAGCCUUAGGUAGAGUUUACGCCGCUCAUUCUCUACCUUCGCACAUUUGGUCCUUUAAUGGUAUUAAAUGUCCAGUAUGCAGCAAAUUUGUGAUCCCUGACGAUAUAGAAUGUCAUUUGGUUAUGUGCCUAACUAAACCUCGGCUAUCUUACAACGAAGACGUACUGACUGACGACAAAGGAGAAUGUGUCAUAUGUUUAGAAGAUUUAAGUCAAGGUGAUGUAAUUGCUCGCCUUCCUUGCCUUUGUAUAUAUCAUAAGACGUGUAUAGAUCAAUGGUUCGAAAUAAACAGAUCGUGUCCCGAACAUCCUGGCGAUUAGCGGUCGAAUUAGAUGGGACGAAAUCGAUAUUAGAAAUUGUACAUAUGUAAAUAUUUUUUUUUAUUUGUAAGUGAUAUGAAAUUUAUUCGGCUCGGCUUUGUCGGAAAAAUUGUAUUUGUACUGAGAAAAGCGGAGAUGGUCGAACGAUUGUAGUAACAGCUCGAGAGGUGACAUUUUUUUUAUCGAUUGUGAUCGAUUUUAUGAAGACGCGUUUUUAGUACGCGUUUUUGUAAUGAUCUAGUCCAGGGAGAUUUCUCUUGAUGCUGUUUGGAUGAAAUAUAUUUUUGAUACUAUCCUAUGGUGCAGCUGUUUACUUCUAUAAUUUUACUUUGGUUUCGGAUAUGUGGUUUAAGUUUUAUACAAACAUUGUGUUAAUUUAGAUGCAUCGAUUGAUUAGUUUUGAUUUCUUGUGGAAAACGUUUAGGAUUUAAGUCCAUCACAUUUUUUAUAGACUGAAUUUGUGUAAUUGAAGUUUCAAUUCCGUUGAUUCCCGUUUCGUUACGUUAUAGGAGGUGGGUACAAGUAGGAAUUGAAGCAAUCUUAAUUAUUAAAGAGAUGUUAAUAACUAAAAGAAAUAUUGUAUAAUGUAAUUUUUGUAUGGAAAGCAACUAGCAUAGUUAAAUUUAAUCUGUAAAAAGUACGGGAAUAUAAGUGAAUGAAAUUGCUCAAGCCAGCAAACGUGGAAAAAUUGAACACAAUGACUUAUAAUCUUGGUACUUAACCGAUUAGAUAUGAAAUUUUUUUCUUAACUCCUAAAUGAUGUAAACCGAAAAUAAGAAUUAUGAUUUUUUUUAUACUUACACGACCAGCACACCACAAAAUUCUAUUGGAACUAAAGAACAAUAUUCUAAAAACAUUUAAUGUGUUUUCACCAUCCAUUUUCUUCGAAGAAUUAUUUUAAUUCAUUCUCUUUUUGCCUGAAACAAUACCAAAUUUUCGU